GGGGAGGGGCAGAGAGAGGGGGAGACGUAGAAUCUGAAGUAGGCCCCAGGCUCCCAGUUAUCAGCUCCAAACCCGACGUGGAGCGCGAACCUGCCAGAUUAUGACCUGAGCCGAACUCAGAAGCCCAACUGACUGAGUCACCCAGCUGCCCCACUUUAACCAUUUUAGAUGUAAAUAGCCACAUCUGGCAAGUAGCCACCAUCUCGGACAAGACAGGUCUAAGACGCAAGAUCCUUCCCAAGGCCAGGACUUGGGAAUUUCAAGUGACGUUUGAAUAAAUUUCACCAGUCUAUAUGUUUCGCUCUUGGAUCCAGGGGUCUGAGCUGCCUGGGCUGCAAGCUGCUCUUUGCCGGCCUGACUUUUCCAGUGGUGGAUGAAUUAAAUCUGUCUGGGUCAAAUGUAAAGCUGUGGCCUGGAUCCCACACCUGGGGCACUUACAUGCCAAGCACUAAGGGACGUUGGGUUUGCCUAUCACAGAUGAACAAAUCCAGGAGAUGAAAUCAAACCUGGACAACAUCGACUUCAAGAUGGCAGCUGAGGAAGAGAAACAGUUACGACAUGAUGUGAUGGCUCACGUGCACACGUUUGGCCACUGCUGCCCAAAAGCUGCUGCUAUAAUUCACCUUGGAGCCACCUCCUGCUAUGUUGGAGAUAAUACAGACCUGAUUAUUCUCAGAAAUGCAUUUGACCUGCUUUUGCCAAAGCUUGCCAGAGUGAUUUCUCGGCUUGCUGACUUUGCUAAGGAACGAGCCAGCCUUCCUACCUUAGGUUUCACACAUUUCCAGCCUGCUCAGCUGACCACAGUUGGGAAACGUUGCUGUCUCUGGAUUCAGGAUCUUUGCAUGGACCUCCAGAAUUUGAAGCGUGUCCGAGAUGACCUGCGCUUCCGGGGAGUGAAAGGCACCACAGGCACUCAGGCCAGCUUCCUGCAGCUCUUCGAGGGAGAUGACCAGAAGGUAGAGCAGCUUGACAAGAUAGUGACAGAAAAGGCAGGAUUUAAAAGGGCUUUCAUCAUCACAGGGCAGACCUAUACACGAAAAGUGGAUAUUGAGGUGCUGUCUGUGCUGGCUAGCUUGGGGGCAUCCGUGCACAAGAUUUGUACCGACAUACGACUCCUGGCAAACCUCAAGGAGAUGGAGGAACCCUUUGAAAAACAGCAGAUUGGCUCAAGUGCGAUGCCAUACAAGCGGAACCCUAUGCGCUCCGAGCGCUGCUGUAGCCUUGCCCGUCACCUCAUGACCCUCAUCGUCGACCCGCUGCAGACGGCAUCUGUGCAGUGGUUCGAGCGCACGCUGGAUGAUAGUGCCAAUCGACGUAUCUGUUUGGCCGAGGCAUUUCUCACCGCAGAUACUAUAUUGAAUACGCUGCAGAACAUUUCUGAAGGAUUGGUGGUGUACCCCAAAGUAAUUGAACGGCGCAUUCGGCAAGAGCUGCCUUUCAUGGCCACAGAGAACAUCAUCAUGGCCAUGGUGAAAGCUGGGGGUAACCGCCAGGAUUGCCAUGAGAAAAUUAGAGUGCUUUCCCAGCAGGCAGCUGCUGUGGUCAAACAGGAGGGAGGUGACAAUGACCUCAUAGAGCGAAUCCAGGCUGAUGCCUACUUCAGUCCCAUUCAUUCCCAGUUGGACCGUCUGCUGGAUCCUUCUUCUUUUACAGGUCGUGCAUCUCAACAGGUGCAGAGAUUCUUGGAAGAGGAAGUAUAUCCCCUGCUGAAACCAUAUGAAAGUGUAAUGAAGGUGAAAGCAGAACUAUGUCUGUAGCGUUGGAAAAGGAUUAAACAUGAAGUCGUUGGCUUUGUUAACUUUUAUUGCCAAGUCAUGGAAACCAUUAGUUUAGUGCCUUAUUUUACCUUAGGACGUAUUACCUGAAAUUGAUACAGCACUUUCUUGUUGGUGUGGCGCUUUCCCAUUUCUCAGCGUUUACGAUGCAGGAAUAAAUUACGUUGAAUUGGA
Messenger RNA from Leopardus geoffroyi (Geoffroy's cat), 1949 nucleotides. RefSeq names its product adenylosuccinate lyase (gene ADSL). The record is from RefSeq and is a predicted model, not a curated record. Lineage: Eukaryota; Metazoa; Chordata; Mammalia; Carnivora; Felidae. The coding region runs from base 495 to 1757 and encodes 420 amino acids. Gene Ontology annotation, biological process: 'de novo' AMP biosynthetic process. The transcript has 14 exons. Gene Ontology annotation, molecular function: N6-(1,2-dicarboxyethyl)AMP AMP-lyase (fumarate-forming) activity; (S)-2-(5-amino-1-(5-phospho-D-ribosyl)imidazole-4-carboxamido) succinate lyase (fumarate-forming) activity. Gene Ontology annotation, cellular component: cytosol.